Molecule: messenger RNA, 4542 nt
Organism: Phodopus roborovskii (desert hamster)
Lineage: Eukaryota; Metazoa; Chordata; Mammalia; Rodentia; Cricetidae
Gene: Ppp1r10
Product: protein phosphatase 1 regulatory subunit 10
Exons: 20
Coding region: 761-3523 (920 amino acids)
Cellular component (GO): nucleus
Molecular function (GO): metal ion binding
Source: RefSeq, a predicted model, not a curated record
CGGGUGCUCACGUGCGUCAGGACGGAAGCGUCCCAGGGCGGGGUCGGCAGAGGGACGCGAAUUUCAGCUGCGUCACAAUCGAACUAGCCUCCCAAAUCGCUUUUCUCCCGGACUAGUCACGAUGACUCGCAGAUUCCGGGCUUAGUGUAUGACACUAAAGUAGUUUUGGGUGCGAUUUAGAGCGGGCCGAUGCCAGUGCGCAUGCGCAUAGUCGUUCUGACCAACCCAGGGUUGAAUUUUCUCGGAGAAAGACAGGCCGGCCAUCAGGAAAACAAACAAGCCUCAGCAACAUCUAAGCCCUUGAAAGGAUCCUGAGAGGGGGGAAAGGGAAAACAGCAGCCACCAGCCCAACCACUUGUGUCUUCUACCCUUUCCCACCUAUCUUGCCCACCCCACCAGCCCACGCUGCUUGGGACUUGAAAUCUGUGGCCGAAGGACCGUCACUACAUAACUUCAAAAAUAAUCAACCACCCUCCCCCCCAAACCCACCCAAUCUCACUCAUCCAGCGUUUCCUUUUUGGUAUCCACUCAGGAUUUUUUUAUUCAACGAACCCCCCUCCCUAAAUGGAGUUGGGUGGGGGGAAUGUGAAUACUGAGUUGGUCUUUACUUUUUUAAGAGACUUUUUGAUCCAAUGAGGCCCCCCAAGUAAUUGAGUUUGGGUCCUGGUUGGUUGUUUUAUUUUUUUUCCUCCAAAAUUUUACCCCUCCCCCCUGAGCCCGAGGUGCUGACGUCGCAAAAAAAUUGGAUAAAACCACCAUCAUGGGUUCAGGUCCCAUAGACCCCAAAGAACUUCUCAAGGGCUUGGAUAGCUUCCUUACUCGGGAUGGAGAAGUGAAGAGUGUGGAUGGAAUUGCCAAGAUCUUCAGUCUGAUGAAAGAAGCACGAAAGAUGGUGAGUCGAUGUACGUACUUGAACAUCAUCCUGCAGACCCGAGCCCCAGAAGUGCUGGUCAAGUUUAUUGAUGUUGGUGGCUACAAGCUUCUGAACAACUGGCUAACAUAUUCAAAGACAACCAAUAACAUUCCUCUCCUGCAGCAGAUACUGCUGACCUUGCAGCACCUCCCACUUACUGUGGACCAUCUCAAGCAGAACAACACAGCAAAACUAGUGAAGCAGCUGAGCAAGUCAAGCGACGAUGAAGAGCUCCGAAAAUUGGCCUCAGUUCUUGUCAGUGACUGGAUGGCUGUCAUCCGCUCCCAAAGUAGUGCCCAGCCUGCGGAGAAAGAUAAGAAGAAACGGAAAGAAGAGGGAAAAAGCCGAACUGUGCUUCCUGAGCGACCUUUGACUGAGGUGAAGGCUGAGACCCGGGCUGAGGAGGCCCCAGAGAAGAAGAAGGAAAAGCCCAAGUCACUGCGAACCACAGCACCCAGUCAUGCCAAGUUCCGCUCCACUGGACUAGAGCUGGAUACCCCAUCUUUGGUGCCCGUGAAGAAAAACUCCAGCACUGUGGUGGUGUCAGACAAGUACAAUCUGAAGCCCAUCCCCCUCAAGCGGCAGAGCGCCACAGCUGCUCCAGGAGAUGCUGCCCCACCUGCAGAGAAGAAGUACAAGCCCCUCAACACAACCCCCAAUACCACCAAAGAAAUCAAAGUGAAGAUCAUCCCCCCACAGCCUAUGGAGGGCCUGGGUUUUCUGGAUGCUCUCAAUUCAGCCCCUGUCCCAGGCAUCAAAAUUAAGAAGAAAAAGAAGGUGCUGUCGCCUACUGCUGCCAAGCCCAGCCCUUUUGAAGGGAAAACAAGCACUGAACCAAGCACGGCCAAACCUUCUUCCCCGGAGCCAGCACCCCCUGCUGAGCCCAUGGACACAGACCGCCCUGGCACCCCAGUGCCACCUGUGGAAGUUCCCGAGCUCAUGGAUGCAGCCUCUUCAGAGCCAGGAGCUUUGGAUGCAAAGCCAGUGGAGAGUCCUGGUGAUCCCAGCCAGCUGACUCGGAAGGGCAGAAAGAGGAAAACUGUGACAUGGCCUGAGGAGGGCAAGCUGAGAGAGUAUUUCUACUUUGAACUGGAUGAAACUGAACGAGUGAAUGUGAACAAGAUCAAAGACUUUGGUGAGGCAGCUAAGCGUGAGAUACUGUCAGACCGACAUGCUUUUGAGACAGCCCGGCGACUAAGCCAUGACAACAUGGAGGAGAAAGUGCCUUGGGUGUGUCCCCGGCCUCUGGUUCUGCCCUCACCUCUUGUCAUCCCUGGAAGCAAUAGUCAGGAGCGAUAUGUCCAAGCUGAGCGGGAAAAGGGCAUCCUUCAGGAGCUCUUCCUGAACAAGGAGAGUCCUCAUGAGCCCGAUCCUGAGCCCUAUGAGCCCAUACCCCCGAAGCUCAUCCCCUUGGAUGAGGAGUGUUCCAUGGAUGAGGUACCAUAUGUUGAGACCCUGGAGCCUGGGGUUUCUGGUGGCUCACCUGAUGGGGCAGGAGGCUCCAAGCUGCCUCCAGUUCUGGCCAAUCUUAUGGGAAGCAUGGGAGCUGGGAAGAGCCCCCAGGGCCCUGGAGGAGGAGGUAUCAAUGUCCAGGAUAUCCUCACCUCCAUCAUGGGCAGUCCAAACAGCCACCCUUCAGAGGAACUGCUGAAGCAGCCAGAGUACUCAGACAAGCUCAAGCAGAUGCUGGUGCCUCAUGGACUUCUAGGUCCUGGUCCUGUAGCCAAUGGCUUCCCACCAGGAGGCCCUGGGGGCCCCAAGGGCAUGCAGCAUUUCCCCCCUGGUCCUGGAGGGCCAAUGCCAGGUCCUCAUGGAGGCCCUGGUGGACCUGUGGGUCCACGUCUCCUGGGUCCCCCACCCCCUCCUCGGGGAGGUGAUCCCUUCUGGGAUGGCCCAGGUGACCCCAUGCGAGGUGGCCCAAUGCGUGGGGGUCCAGGACCUGGUCCUGGACCAUACCACAGAGGCCGAGGAGGUCGUGGAGGAAACGAGCCGCCACCACCCCCUCCAUUCCGAGGAGCCAGAGGAGGUCGUUCUGGAGGAGGACCCCCAAAUGGCCGAGGGGGUCCUGGUGGAGGAGGCAUGGUUGGAGGUGGUGGGCACCGACCCCAUGAAGGCCCUGGUGGGAACAUGGGCAGCGGCAGCGGACAUCGACCCCAUGAAGGCCCUGGUGGAGGGAUGGGCAGUGGACAUCGUUCCCAUGAAGGCCCUGGAGGAGGAAUGGGUUCUGGUGGUGGCCAUCGAUCUCAUGAAGGACCUGGUGGAGGGAUGGGCGGUGGACAUCGUUCCCAUGAAGGCCCUGGAGGAGGAAUGGGUUCUGGUGGUGGACAUAGACCCCAUGAAGGCCCUGGACAUGGGGGACCUCAUGGCCACCGGCCACAUGAUGUCCCUAGUCAUCGAGGCCAUGACCAUCGAGGGCCACCACCUCAUGAACACCGUGGUCAUGAUGGCCAUGGGGGAGGCGGCCACCGAGGGCAUGAUGGAGGCCACAGUCAUGGAGGAGAUAUGUCAAACCGCCCUGUCUGUCGACAUUUCAUGAUGAAGGGCAACUGCCGCUAUGAGAACAACUGUGCCUUCUAUCACCCGGGGGUCAAUGGGCCCCCAUUGCCGUAGGCCUGCCUGCCCCACCUGCACCCCUGUGGACUGCAGCCUUGCUCCUUCCACUCUUAUGGCUUCUGUGAGGCCUACUUCCCCUUCUCCCCAGCUGAUGAGGAGCCGGCCCCCUCAGUUCCCACCUGGUUGGGUUCCUGGGGGUUUCUGAUCACUGGUGCGCAUUGAUGUACAUAUUCCCCUCCAGUCUGGAGAGGAGAGAGGCUGGACACACUCUAUAUGCUGGACUGCUGAGACGGCUGGCUUCACUUUGUGAGGAGAAUUGCCCUGUGCCCUAAACCCCUUCCAGUAUUAGCCCCAAUGCCUGAGAACCUAAAGCUGGUCACCCUGGAGACCUCUGCUCUCCACUUGCACACGGAACUGAGUUGGUCAGCUGCACUUAGGAAACCAAGCCAAGCUCAUUAUCCCCAUGGGGUGAGGGGUGGUGAGGGGUACCAUAUAUCCCACUGCACUGAGGGCUCAAGCUAGCUGGAAUUGAGUUCUGGAACCACCCUCUCUUGUGCCCCACAUGGGCCAGUCACCAUUGAGCCCUUUCUCAAGGAAGACUGGAACUGUUAGUACCCAAGUCACUGCGGGUCUGCUAGGUUCAGUGAUGGCACAUCCGUAUUCAUAUACAGUUAAAAUUGUAGCUGUCAGAGGGGAGGCCUGCAGUCUUAGGCCACUCUUGCCUGCAGCCAUUUUAGAGACUCCAUUGAACACUUCCGUGAGACCAGCUUUCAUCAACUUCAAGCGGGCGCACUGGGCCUGACGCACGACAUGCACUGCCUUUGGGAAUGGGCUUGCUCCUUACCCCAUGUGGACCCCGUCAGUGUGAGGCUGCUUGGGUGGAUUCAGCAGGAGUGGCCCUGUCCCAGUCCUCUCCUUCCCCUGUCUUGGCAUCAGUUGUUUUCUAUGAAAACAGUGGGUUGGUUUUGUGCAGGGUCUUGGGUUAGAACCACAAUGGAUUUGAGGAGUUUUUUCUUUUGAUUUUGUAUAUUUUGUACAUUAAUAAUAAACAGUGGAAAGAGAAGCAGCUUAUUUAA